Molecule: messenger RNA, 7644 nt
Organism: Amoebophrya sp. A120
Lineage: Eukaryota; Dinophyceae; Syndiniales; Amoebophryaceae
Source: the annotation of a GenBank genome assembly
CGUUUCCCACCAACGUCGGUCACUAUGCAUUCCCAUUCAGAUUAUUAGGAUUUCUUGAACGAAUGUCUUGUCCUCCCUCGGCCCUGGAAAAUUCCUCGAGUAACGUGAUUCCUAUUCGAGGAUCACUAGGACCGCACUCGCCGGUCCCAGUGGUCGCGCUCGUCGUCAUGACGUGAUUACUACCAGCACCUCCAUACGACCACGACCUGUUUGCUCCUCUUGUUUUACACGCAUUUCUUUUCAACGUAGUAUAAUCGCGGAGCCGAGCCUCAUUUUUUUUGUUCGGUUCUACUAGUACUUCGACGUAUAUAAAUAAUGAUGUAUCUACUUCGCUCCUACGUUAAUAUUUGUCGCUUGUAGCCCGCCCCGUAGACGUCUUUACUCAAGAAGACCAGCCAGACAAUGUGUCGGUUCGCCGCUAUGUGGUCGAACGAGCCGAUUUUGAUCGCGGACAUCUUGACCAAGCCCCGUAUGUCGCUGAUUCGCCAGUCGUACGCCGCGCAGGAGCGACAGCACCCCAUCGGGAUUCCCGGCUUGAGUUACCAGCAGUCGACUCUGAACGGGGAUGGAUACGGCAUCGCCUGGUACAGAGAUGUGGACGAGCAGUUUCCCUGUGACCCCUUCCUGUGUGAGCCGGUUGUAUCAAGUAGGGACGUCGAAGGUCAUGAUGGCGUGCUGGCCGAGUCUAGUACCAAGAAAAUAUCAAACUCUGGAACUCAACAAGAGCGUGAAUAUCCCCCUCUAGUAUCAGGUUCAGGAAGAGGAGCUCCAAAAAGCUCCGAGGAUGUUGACGCAGACCCUGUUUCUAGCUGCACAAAGACCCGCAGUAAGAACGUGGCCGGUACUAAAAACCUCAACCUGAACCCGCCUACAGCUACGUCCUCGGCCUCCGCCCGCAGCAAGCCGACGACGAAAAUUCCGUGCGUGUUUACGAGUUUGAAACCCGCGUGGAACGACCGGAACCUGUCUCGGCUCGCGGAGCAGGUCAGCAGCAAGUGCGUGUUCGCGCACAUCCGAGCGGCGGGACCCGGGUCACCAGUGUCUGACGACGCCUGCCACCCCUUCGAGGCCCGCGGGAUCCUGUUCAUGCACAACGGCAUGCUGGGCGACUUCGACAAACACUGUCGCACCUUGAUGUCUAUGCUUUCCGAGGAGGGAUUUAAGGUCGCCCUGGAGCACAACUGCAUCGACUCCGCCGUCGCGUUUGGCCUCUUUUUGACCAUUCUCGACCGCAAUGAUUAUGCAGCCACGGUGAGUGGUGGACGUUCGGCUGCUGAUAGUGGUUGUCCUCCUGCUCCUCUCGACGGCGCCGCACAACAAGGGACGACCACAACCAGUGGAGAUGAGGAGGAAGAUGAUAUGGUCGACGACCAAAGCUACAACCACGGCAGCACCAAGAGCAAAAAUACCAAACGAAAAAACCAAAGCUGCGUCGAAGAAAGCACGACCACGAAGAACACGACAUCAACCAAGAACCUUUUCUCCACGGCCGAACUGGCGGACGCGCUGCAGCAGACGAUCGACGUGCUGAACACAGUUUGCGGGCCGAAGGCGCCCUCGCUGUUGAAUUUUGUGAUCAGCCACGGAACGUGUCUGCUCGCCACCCGGGCGGGCGUGGGGGGCGAGGGCGCGAGUCUGUACGUGUGCACCGGGUCAGACUGGGUGCAGGAGACGAAGAAACAGUGCCCGAAGAAGCCGAAGAGCCGGAUCACGCAGAAGCAGGAGAAGUCCUGGGGCCAUGAUUUGGGCGAGAACUUUCAGAAAGACUUCUCCAUGGUCAACAUGGAGGCCCGGCCGUCGGUGGUCAUCAUCGCGUCGGAGCCUCUGUCCGCCGAUCGCCACGACUGGAUUCCGGUGCCGAGCAACACCUUGGUGGCGGUUACGACUUUGUUCUGCGUCAAGGAGAAGGCGCGGCAGAUCGAGAGCGUGCUGUUUCUGCCGUUGAGUGGGGACGAUGCGGAAAGGCCUGUGUCCUCGUGUGGAGAACAGAGUUCAAUGCAGGAGCUGAAGGGUCGUGGUACUCGAGGUCAUACAGCAGGAGCACGUGAUGACAAUGCUGGAAGGUGGGCCAACAAGAUAAUACGAUCACCACACGAGGACAAUGAAAACCAGCGAAGUCGUCAAUGUCAAACAAGGCAAAGGUGGCCUCCAGAUCAAGAUCCUGAUCAUUUGUCCCAGCCCCCUUUAUUUCGAGCAGCCCGACUCGGCGCCGUGCUGGCCGCUAUGCAGGGGCAAUCCCGACAAGAAAUGCCUCCGCACAGGAGCAGAGAUGACGUGGUACACGACCAGGAAGAACGGCCACGACGACCGGACAUGAGCAUAGACAGGUCACCAGGGGAAGACGUACAGCACGUGACCGUAGCCAAUAGUGCGGAGCAGCAUGUCGAGAGCCACCGUUCGCGUUGUCCAUCUUCAGAACAAACAAAAUCACAUGCAGCACUGUCUCCCGCACAACUGUCAGGGGACGAGGAAGGAGCCAGCGCAUGGCCAAAAACGCAGCAGGAUGUCAAGAACGCAGGACCUCCACUUUCUCGUCCUAUGGAUGUAGAAACGGCAGCCUCGGAUGUUCUUGCGAAUCACGGGGAUAGCGACAGUCAAAGAUUAUACGCCGAAGCGCUGCUGGAAGUUUUUCGCCAACAGACCUACCAAGCGACGCAGCAGCAGGUCCGCAAGAUUGAGGACGGAAACAAUGACGUCUUCAUUCAUCCAGGAGCUGCAAACGACACCGCCGGCAGGUGUAGUUCAUCUUUCCCGUCCACUAUUUUUUCCCCCUCGGCACAAGAACAGAACUUUUUUUCUACCUCCCCCAGACCUCCGGCGCGACCACUGUUCAUCCCACAAGACGAAAAAUUGCAGAUACAGCGAACAAGAAACAAAAACCUCAUCUCCCGUUCCAAGUACUUCGCGAUGCCCACCGGUGUUCGUAACUGCGUGAUUUGGCGCCAGCGGUACCUGCUUGCCGGCUGUCUCGACGGAUCGAUUCGCGUGGUGAAUUUGAUAUCUGGCAAGAAGAACGAGGAAAGCGAAAGAGACACUACAUCACACGAGCAGCGGACCAGUAGUCCUCGUGACAUACAGAACAUAAAGCAUCAAGCUGAUGAACAGGCUGGACCGACGGAGGACCACUUUUCUCCGGAUCAGAAUCAGUACAGAAUCCUGGGCCACAACGCAGCGCCCAUCCUCGCCCUGCGCAUCUUCCGCGAUCGGUACUUGUUGAGCUCCAGCAAGAUGGACUUGCGAAUCUGGGACCUAGAUUUUUUGGAGAGCUGCACUACUUCUAGAAGUACAGUGGAACUACAAGAAGCACAAGAACGACCUGGAAGAGGCGGUGUAGUUUCUCACCAUGCGGCGCAUACAAACGGAGGUGGUAGAGAGCCAACGUCUGCUCCUACAACAAUAGGAGUUCCACCGCCUCUGCCUUUUGGAGGGCCCGGUGCUGCAAGCGCAGAGGUCACUGACUCAGUCACCAGCGAAACCGCGGACGAGUCUGUUUUGACUUUACCCAACAGUGCCUUUCAUUAUGCAGGAGCGGCCAGCACGUGCACGACGACGUCGACAUCAGAACUGCAGCCACCUCGGCUUCAGCCGAUCAUUUCGCAGAGGUCUGUGACCGACACCAGCGGUCUUGUCUUCCGCCCCGGCGAAACGGUUUCGGUUGUUGUACCUGGAACAACUACAGUUGGAUCGUCCUUUUCAAAAGAGGUCAUCAACGGAACAUCAGUAUUAACUGGAGCUGCAGCAACUACGUCUACCGCCACCAUGACCGCGUUGUCCUCCGCAUCGCCCAGGGAGCUGAGGAAAGCGAGCAAAAGGAACCUUAACACCAACUACGGUGGUAACACCAAUUCUUCUUCGAGUACUACGCUUACUAACAAGCUUCAGCCCGGCGCCGCCACGACUUCUAGCACCACCGACUCGUCCCUCACGAUGAACGCCGCCUGCGUCGUGUGUUACCGGUUCGCGCCGCUGCAGGGGCAGCUCCUCACGAUCGGCCGGUGCGACGAGGGCGGUGUGGACGAGGGCAGGUUCCGGAUCACACUCGGAUUUUCCAGUUGCAACGUGUUCGAACUGUCCGUGGAUCUGGACACUUUGCGGAAGCACCCGCAGUAUGUGUUGUAAAUUCAAUGUCUGGGUCGUUGGAAAACUUCUGAUGCAGGCUGCACAACCAUGAGGACGUCUCAAUUGGCGGCCACGCGGCAUGGCAAGUUUGUGAGCUGCUAGGUCGUGUUGUCUGUUCUGUAUGGCAAAUUGCGCUUCUGGUUCUGCAUGACAGAAUAAAACUGGGGCGCAGCUUGGGUAACGUGCAUGACAGGCUUGAGAGACAUCGACAUGCUGGCCGAGCAUGACAAACUUUGCAUCCUUCUACCAGACCCAGACAUUCUAUUUGCACUUCAUACGCAGCGUUCGAACACCAUACGCUUUUUUACGCUGCCUUGUCCAACGAGUAGAACCGAGGACUUGCGGAAGUGCUAUCCUCUGUGGACCACAUUAAAUAAAAGCAACUUCUUCAUGCUCUCGAAUACUACCCCCGCUCUUGAUGUUGACGUGCCGCUACUCCCGACGUACAAUUUUGACUCUCCGCAGCUCAAAGGGAUCGUCGCCCCAUCUGGUAGUGGUGGUGGUGGUGGUGGAUCUACUUCGACGCAUCAAACGAACACAGGCGAAACAAGCACGACAAGUGGAGCACAAGAAGUUACGGCGGAUCCAGGAGUAUUUUCAUCACCCCAGGCUCCGUCGACACAGACAUCACAACUCGGUAAUGUACCUGGUUUAACACAAGAACUUCCCUCCCUUGACGAGGACUGCAGUUUCCUUCUGCAGAAGACCGUGUCCGAAAUCGCGUCUUCCCCUUAUUCCACCGCGAGCCCGCCCGGUUUGCAGGGGUUGCGACGAGGAGCAGCGACGACCUCGCAGCGGAGAACUACAACAGCAAACAAAGUUACCGGGGGCGGCGCUGGUGUAGUUCCUCCUGCACAGCUCCCGAAGGACUGCCAGCAGUUGCGGUUCAUCGCGCAGCACCGGAGCUGCGUGUACCAGGUGUGCUACCUUCCGCACAACAAAAUGGCGCUGUCGGUCGGGGGGGACGGGGUUUUGAAGGUGCACUACGUGGCGGAGAACGGGCAGACCUUUGCCUGUCGGGACGAGUUGCAGGGCCGCGACGGACCCAUCUACAGCGCGGCGGUGUGCGUCAAUCUGAAAAAGAAAAACACAGCUGCAACAUCAAAUUGUCUUCAUCGCGGGCGAAACAAGCUGGUAACAAGGCGGUUCACAGACGAGGGGUGUUUUGACUCCUAUACUUGUACAGGUGGGACGAUGGAGGAGGGAGAUGUUGAACAACAACAAGGCGGUGUACUAGGUGGCUCCGCUGCUCUACACGAUGAGAAAGAGAACCAUUGCGACCAGCAAAACAAGAGCGGCAACUUCAUCAGUUGCACAAUAUCAAAGGGCGUACUCGGAAACAACGCCGUUUCCGCAGCUACGUCUUCGGGUAGUAAAACGAAAACAAGAGCUGACGCGAUUAUUACGAAAAAUAUUACGAGCAAAAAGUUCAUUUUAGACGGAACCACGAGCCCGGUUUCAGCCACCGCCAGGCAGCGCGUCGUGGGGACGAACAAUGGCAAUGUCGUAUCCACCACGACCCUUGGUGCUGGAGAGCUUGCCAAGGCUCCCUCCCACCCGGAAUUUCGCCUGAGCAUAGUAGAAGAGAUGGUAGAGCAGAAAAGCGGAUUUCUCUUACACGGUGAAGAUGCUCUUGCAGAGUACGGGCAGCAAAAAAACAUGAUAGACGUCGAAACCGAGGAAGAUCACAAAUUGCUGACCCCCAGAAGUGUAGUCGAGGAAGAGACUAGUAGUACUGAUAUCACGACGGCGCAGGCGGUAUCGGGCGGAAAAAUAAACCGAGACCUACACGAGAAAAAAAACGAGACCAGCCACAACCUCGCUUCUGAGCCGUCCACCUCCUCGUCCACAGGAGAGUUACCCGGGGGCGGGGAAAGCAGUAGUUCCUCAGCACCUGCUCCAGGAGGUUCAGUCUCUUUGACAAUGCACAGCCACAUCAACCAGGUGCCGACCACGACGCCUGCGAUGCAACAGACGACCGCAACGCAGGCUAUCGAGGACAUCUUUGUGACGGGCGACGAGUCCGGGAAGAUAAAGCUUUGGCGCGUUCUGAACGGAAGUUUGUCCUUCAUGUCGGAGCUUCUGGACACCAACGCGAGGACGAGCCCAUCUCAUCAAAGCCGGUCUCGCGUCUUGAGCCUCUGCGUACUACGAGAAACACUGUUGGUCGCGGGACGGGGCGAUGGCUCUCUGGAGCUGUACGACCUACGAAAACGGCAGUUGCUGGAGGUGUACCAGAAUGUCAGCCGUGGCGGCAGGUGGGCCUGGGAAGAUACUUCAUCUGCGCAACGAAUGAAUAACACGACGAAUCAUGUGUGUCAGUGCAUUCGGAGAAUUGACGACUGGCAGUUUUGUUGCAUCAGCCAAGAUCAAGGGGUCACGCUUUUUACCGUCGGGGAGCAAGAGGAGAAAUUGGAGGUGCAAGAAAGCGAGUUGAUGGUCGUUCCCGGGUCCAACCACGCGACCCGAGAGCAAAAAAGCGACCAGCAGCUCCACAAGCAUCUGUUGAACGCGGCAGACGCAGCAAGUUGUAGCACCAGUGCAAUAAGUGGAAGAGCUCCUCCUGGUGCUUCUGAACAAGCUGCACCUCUACUUCUACCGCCCAAGAACACCUCGUCCUCUAAAGACAACCCGCGUGGUCUUCGCUACUUUUUGUGCGAGGCAGACAGCAUUGCGCAGCUGGUCAAGUUUCUGGCUGCUAUGGAAAAUGCGCGAAGAACACGGAAAUUUGAGAUCCUGAGCACGGAGAACAGAAGGGCUUGCUUCCUGUUGGAGCUAGAUGAUGAAGAGGAGAAAAUCUUUGCAGACGGUGCGGGCGGGGCAAUCACACCAGGCCAGGGGCUACUUGGCGUUGACGAGGAAUCAAGUGCAAACCGGACUGCCGUAACAGCUAAAUCCACAGUGUUUGUUCGCCUCUUUCGAGACGCAACUGAUUUGGUACGGAGCCUAAUUGAUGAUCAUUCCUCGCGCGACUCAUCAGGAACUGCACAGACGUGCAAUGCUCACUUGCUAAGAGUUACCGAGCUGCUUUUCUGAAAAUAAAUUCCAGCCGUAUCGUGGCUGUGAUAAACAAUGUCAGUUUUGAUUCGGUGCUAGCCGCGACCUUAAGUAUGUAUAUUCUGUAUAGCGAAGGGCGAAGCAUUGCUGUGUAGGGUCGUUGAGGACAGCCUUGCAGGUGCACGGGCUGUGCGUAUGAGUUGUGUAGUUAGUUCUAAUUGUAAUAUGUCGUGGCUGUUGUAUCACGAGAAAUAACAUUUUAACGACGACCGCUCCCAUAUGAAAUUGGCUAUAGUUCCUGUUCGCACUUGCAGCAGGCUUAGCACUUUCAGUAUCAUGUUGGAGGGCUAUUCCUGCCUAUUGAUAUUGUUGUCGCUGCACUUACAAGGAGGGUGCUGUGCGUUGUGGCUUUCAUCCGCCUCUUCAUAGUAUAGUUUCCGCCUUUUCACAAGCUCAUACUCGUUUUUUUCGGUUUAAAUGUCUGUGAAUUUCGACGAAUGGAAGGAGAUUGAUGUAGUUUCUUGUCGC